CUACGUAUGAAGUACAACAUUUCUUUAAUCAAUAGUCCCUGUCCCUACUUUAUUUAUGGGAGAAAUUGCUAGGAUAUGAGUUGAAUGGGUGAAUUUAACAGUCCUUAUCCCCUGUAUUAACAUUAUUACUAGAGGAAAAAGUUCCACAACAUGCCAUUCAAUAUAAAUUACACUUUUCGAGGACACCCUGCAUUCUCAAUGUAGAGGUGGGAAUUCAUUUCCCAAGAACUGUGCAAUGCGUGCUGUUACUGAUACUGUCAUGGACAGAUGUGUUUGCGGUAUGCAGAUUGGUGAGGAUAAGGUUGGCAGCAAUGUCCUUUAGGACUCGACCAAUUCAAUCAGUGGUGCUACUGCUGAGCUAAUUUUUAUGGACACAGAAAUCCCCCACCCAGGGUACUGAUUCAUCAGCUAAUGGGGCUCUGUACAUGUUAGUCAGCAGAUGAUUUCCUUGCCUACAUUUGACCUGAUGCCAUGAGGCUUCAUGGGGAUCUGGAGUCAAUGUUGAGGACUCCCAGGGCAACUUCCUCCUGACUGUGUAUAACUAUUUUACCACCUUACCUGGGACUGCCCUGCAGGAGGGACAGGACAUAACCGAGGAUGGUGAUGAUGGUGUUUGAGACUUAUAAAUCUGAUUAAGAUUACAAAGUCCUAAAAUCAAGACACAAUGGAAUCUAGGAGUGUGCAGAGCAAGAAUCCAGCUAAUUCUGAAGAGUCGUCAGGUAUGGUGGGCUUAGAUGAACCUAAAAAAAUGACAAGGGAAGACUGGAGGAAGAAGAAAGAAUUAGAAGAGCAGAGAAAGCUUGGAAAUGCACCAGCUGAAGUGGAUGAAGAAGGAAAAGAUAUCAACCCACACAUUCCUCAGUAUAUAUCAUCUGUACCUUGGUACAUCGAUCCUUCCAAAAGACCUACACUCAAGCACCAAAGGCCACAACUUGAAAAGGAGAGAAAAUUCAAUUCAAUUGGAGACUGGUACAAGAAAGGUGUAAAAGAGGGUCCUGCUGUCACCAAGUACAGGAGAGGUGCAUGUGAAAACUGUGGAGCAUUAACACAUGGGAAAAAGGAUUGCAUGGAAAGACCUAGGAAAGUGGGAGCAAAGUUUACAGGUAUCAACAUUGCUCCAGAUGAACAUGUACAACCAACUUUUUCAUUUGACUAUGAUGGAAAACGUGAUCGUUGGAAUGGCUAUGAUUCAGAGGAUCACAUGAGGAUUGUGGAGGAAUAUUCAAAAGUAGAUUUGGCCAAGAGAACCCUGAAAGCUCAGAAACUGCAGGAAGAGCUAGCAUCUGGGAAGUUAGUGGACUAUGUGAACUCUUCAAGACGUCAGCGGGGAGAAGAGGAUCAUGAUUCAGCAGAGAAAGACAACAGUGAAGAUGAAGAUGAAGAUAAGUAUGCAGAUGACAUUGAUAUGCCUGGACAGAACUUUGACUCCAAGAGAAGAAUUACAGUUAGAAAUCUUCGUAUUCGUGAAGACAUUGCAAAAUACCUGAGGAACUUGGAUCCAAAUUCAGCAUAUUAUGAUCCAAAAACGAGAGCGAUGAGAGAGAAUCCCUAUUCCAACACUGGCAGAAACCCAGAUGAAGUUGGCUACGCAGGAGAUAACUUUGUGCGAUACACAGGUGACACCGUUAAAAUGGCACAGACACAAUUGUUUGCCUGGGAGGCUUAUGAGAAAGGUUCAGAGGUUCAUCUCCAAGCUGAUCCUACGAAACUUGAAGUCCUUCACCAGUCGUUCAAGGUUAAGAAAGAAGAGUUUGAGAAACAACAGAAAGGAAGCAUAUUAGAGAAGUAUGGAGGUCAGGAGCACCUAAAUGUUCCACCACGUGAACUGCUGCUAGCUCAAACAGAGGAUUAUGUGGAAUAUUCAAGACAUGGUGCUGUCUUAAAAGGCCAAGAGAAAGCAGUUGUACGUUCUAAGUAUGAAGAGGAUGUCCUGAUUGGUAACCACACAUCUGUUUGGGGCUCCUACUGGAAGGAAGGGAAAUGGGGGUACAAGUGUUGUCACUCAUUUAUCAAAACAUCCUAUUGUACAGGAGAAACAGGAAAACAGAUUGCUGUGGAGGAUAAAUCUGAAUUUCCAAGUGAGAUCCCCAGUUCUAACCAGGAAGCAUGUGAAAACAUACCAAAAACUUUAGUGGAGAUUCAUAAAGAAAAACUUAAAGAAAGCAAUAAGAAAAAGAAGAAACAUAGAAAAAAUCAUGGUUCAGACAGUGAAGAUGAAGAAGCAAAGAAGCAAGAAAAACUGAAAAAGGCCCUGGUUGCUGAAGAAGCUCGUUUGAAGCAAGUUGAACAAAUUUUGCAAAUUGAUGAACGUAAGCGAGGUUACAACAGCAUACAUGAAAUAAAAGAACCUACAGAAGAAGAAAUGGAGGCAUACAGAAUGAAACGUCAAAGACCUGAAGAUCCAAUGGCUUCUUUCCUUGGAAAGUAAUGUAUGACUUCUGUCAAGGUUAAAUAAUUGAACGUUCCCAGAAUCUAUGAACACCAGUGCUACAGAGGUUUGAUUUGUCAGAUCUGCUCACAAGCUGAAAAUAAAAUUCCAUUUUUGUUUAACAUA
Molecule: messenger RNA, 2554 nt
Organism: Rhincodon typus (whale shark)
Lineage: Eukaryota; Metazoa; Chordata; Chondrichthyes; Orectolobiformes; Rhincodontidae
Gene: slu7
Product: SLU7 homolog, splicing factor
Exons: 16
Coding region: 665-2428 (587 amino acids)
Biological process (GO): mRNA splicing, via spliceosome
Cellular component (GO): spliceosomal complex
Molecular function (GO): pre-mRNA 3'-splice site binding
Source: RefSeq, a predicted model, not a curated record